AACGGCGUGAGAGAAAGCCUUUGAUUCAUCCACCACCACCAUCAACGGAUGAGAACAACCAUCGUCUUUGAUUCGUUGUUAACAACCCCUCUCCCAUCUAGUUCAUGUUUCCCCGCUCAGCCAUCGCAUUCCCGCUGACAUACGCAACUAAGACGUUGACAAAAGCACGUGCAUCGUUCCGGUCCUAUCGCAAACGGCCCUUUUUAGGCCCUCUUAUCUUGGAAAGCAAGUUACACGUCCUGCAGCGGAACUACGACACGCCAUCCGCCCAGCCUCACCACUCAAUCGACUCCCUUUUGGUAUCCGACUCUCUGCCGAUCGUGACCACCAGGUCCGUGCUGACAACACUGACCUUUUCACGCCAUAGUCUGCCUACAUAUAAGCUUGCCUCUACGUGAAAACUUGGUUGAGAUCAAGGAAGUAUCCUCCUCAGCAAUUAUUUCAUCUUCAUCCCUCACCCACACGCGACCAUGGCUUUUGAGACUGUGACGUCCAUCCCCAAGGAUGCCGACUACGACUUUGUCAUCGUCGGAGGAGGCACAGCUGGCUGUGUCAUUGCCUCGCGCCUCACAGAGUACCUCCCAAACAAGAAAGUCCUCCUAAUUGAGGCUGGCCCAAGCGACUUUAUGGAUGACCGUGUCUUGCUCCUCAAAGACUGGCUCAACCUUCUCGGAGGAGAACUCGACUACGACUACGGCACUACCGAACAGCCCAAUGGCAACUCUCACAUCAGACACUCACGUGCAAAGGUCCUUGGUGGCUGCUCCUCACACAACACACUCAUCUCCUUCAGGCCGUUUGAAUACGACUGCAAGAGGUGGGAGCAGCAAGGGUGCAGUGGAUGGAGCUUCAAGACUUUUAUGCGUGUGCUUGACAACCUCCGCAACACCGUUCAGCCCGUGCACGAAAAACACCGAAAUCAGCUCUGCCUUGACUGGGUCGAAUCAUGCUCAACCUCUUUGAACAUUCCUAUAGUCCACGAUUUCAAUCACGAGAUCAAGACCAAGGGUGCUCUCAAGCCUUCAGUCGGCUUCUUCUCGGUGGCAUACAAUCCUGAUGACGGCCGCCGAAGCAGCGCUAGUGUAGCCUACAUUCAUCCAAUUCUCCGUGGCGAGGAGACUCGCAACAACUUGACCGUCCUUACCAACGCAUGGGUCAGCAAGAUCAAUGUGUCAGGCAACAAAGUCACUGGCAUUAACCUCACCCUUCAGAGCGGCGAGAAGCUCACCCUCAAUCCCAAGUGCGAAACCAUUCUCUGUGCAGGUGCUGUCGAUACCCCACGAUUGAUGCUUCUGUCCGGUCUUGGCCCCAAGCAACAACUCUCCAACCUUGGCAUUCCCGUCGUCAAAGACUUGCCCGGUGUGGGCGAGAACUUGCUCGACCACCCAGAGAGCAUCAUCCUCUGGGAGCUUAACAAGCCCGUUCCUGCAAACCAGACCACUCAGGAUUCAGAUGCCGGUAUCUUCCUGCGACGAGAGGUCCCCAACGCGGCUGGUGACGAUGGUGAGGUUGUUGACCUCAUGAUGCACUGCUACCAAAUUCCUUUCUGCCUGAACACUGCUCGUCUGGGUUACGACUCUCCUAUCGACGCCUUCUGCAUGACCCCCAACAUUCCCCGUCCCCGCUCUCGCGGCCGCCUCUACCUUACUUCUGCCGACCCCAACGUCAAGCCUGCUCUCGACUUCCGCUAUUUCACUGAUCCCGAGGGUUACGAUGCCGCUACCAUCGUCGCUGGUCUCAAGGCCGCGCGAGAAGUCGCCAAGCAAGCCCCAUUCGCCAACUGGAUUAAGCGCGAAGUCGCACCUGGCCCCCACAUCACUUCCGAUGAGGAUCUUUCCGAGUACGGCCGUCGCGUCGCUCACACCGUCUACCACCCUGCUGGUACUACCAAGAUGGGCGACGUCACCAAGGACGAAAAGGCCGUUGUCGACCCUGAACUUAAGGUCCGCGGCCUCAAGGGCGUGCGUAUCGCUGACGCCGGUGUCUUCCCCGAAAUGCCUACUAUCAACCCCAUGUUGACUGUCCUUGGUAUCGGUGAGCGUGCUGCCGAGCUGAUCGCACAAGAGUGGGGUUGGAAGGGUCUGGAGAAGCAGAAGUUGUAAGUGUGGAUUGUGGAGAGAGAAAAAGUAGGCAUUUGACCGGGCCAUUUGUUACGAUUAGAUGAUGAUGUGUGUAUAUUUCCUUUCAUUUCUGUAUAUCUUGAUAGUAGUUAUGAUUGAUAUCUUUGAUGUGCCAGAAUACGACAAUACCCUUUUCACGAGUCAUGCAAUGUUUUGAAUGUAGCAUGUGAUUUGAGUGUUGCAAUUCAAUUACCAUACAAUGAAGG
Bipolaris sorokiniana ND90Pr is the source of this 2326-nucleotide messenger RNA. RefSeq lists its product as uncharacterized. The coding region runs from base 471 to 2102 and encodes 543 amino acids. Gene Ontology annotation, molecular function: oxidoreductase activity, acting on CH-OH group of donors; flavin adenine dinucleotide binding. The transcript has 2 exons. The record is from RefSeq and is a predicted model, not a curated record. NCBI's taxonomy places the organism in Eukaryota, Fungi, Ascomycota, Dothideomycetes, Pleosporales, Pleosporaceae.